Molecule: messenger RNA, 1021 nt
Organism: Periconia digitata
Lineage: Eukaryota; Fungi; Ascomycota; Dothideomycetes; Pleosporales; Periconiaceae
Source: the annotation of a GenBank genome assembly
CGUAGAAUUAGAGCGAUUACGAUGCUUGUUACCGAAGACUCGUCACCACUAUAUGUUGAUGAGGCGUCGUCGUCGUCUCGGUAUUCGUCGGAUGAGCCAACCCCAAGGGAAAGGUUUGGAGAUGAUUUAGAAGCUUGCGUAUUCGAUUCCGCGAUGGGAGCAAAGCCCUGCAUGGGCCGAUAUCUACUGUAUUCUUGAUUGCUGAGAGGUGACACCAUAGAGUCUCGCAUUAUCCAGUUCUGUGAUGCAGAUGGGGGCGAGACGUUGUAUUCGCCGUCCUCGCUCGGUCUCAUGGGCGUGUGCCCCGAGCGGUUUCCGGUCUUAUUUUCGUGGAAAAAAGGAAGCUGGGGAAGAGGCUUCGGGUCAACCUGUCCGGCGGACACAUCAACUCUGAGACCCGACCUCGGCAUCCUUGCCGCGCUAGAAGAUGUCGGAAUCGCACCCUCGUGAUAACGAAGACUGCUCGGAGCCAUUUGGCGCACGUCGUGUUCAACUGGCCUUCGAGAUGAAGCGCUGGACGCACAUCUGGGAGCUUCUUCUGGCCUGCUUCCGCCAGGCGAUGUCGCGCUGUUGCUGCGUAACCGGGUAGUGGUAGCAAGAUUUUGGGCAGGAGGUGCUGUUGGGAACAAUCGGCCUGAACCUGGGGUUGCCUCGAAGAUGGGUAAAGCGUUGGACAUUGGGACGACGCGCAUAACGGGUCCGGGUUUCUUUGCAGCUCUGUUUCUGGAGAAGGAAGACAUCUUGGCAGAGAUGUUGGUUUGGGAGGGUCCGGUCCCAGGCCGCUCAAUGUCAGUAUCCGAGGUCGAAGUGGAAGUGGUUGAUGUUGAGGAAGAGGAGAUGCGAUUUUUGAAUUUAGGAGAUCGAACCCAGGCGAAAGAAGCUUCGAAGAAGCCGGAAUCGGUUGGAGGCAUAGCAGCAGGCUGCAAGAGGGUGAUAGGUAUACAAAAUGCAAGCUUCCAAUACUGACCAGGGUCAGCACGAUGGCGCUGUGGCAGGGUUGACAACGCUGGGGUUUGGUGGU